This is a messenger RNA of Thyridium curvatum, 1620 nucleotides long. RefSeq lists its product as uncharacterized. Bases 1 to 1620 code for a protein of 539 amino acids. The transcript has a single exon. The record is from RefSeq and is a predicted model, not a curated record. NCBI's taxonomy places the organism in Eukaryota, Fungi, Ascomycota, Sordariomycetes, Thyridiales, Thyridiaceae.
AUGAUCUCCCCUCGUUCCUACUUGGUCUCCCGCCAGAAAGAAACACACCACGCUGUUGGCUCUCCGUCGUCGCCGUCGCCCUCCUCCUCUUCCUCUCCGCCUCGGUCUCCUGUUCCUUCCAAGAGCAGCUAUGCCCAAUCUCGGAGCAUCUUUACCUCCAGCACCAGGACUUCUUCAACACCGGCCAUGGCGUUCAAGCGGAAGGAGGCCGACACCAAGUCGCCCACCCCAAGUCCGCCAAAAACCACAACGACGCUCACGCGACCGACUACUCCCACCAGCCCUGUCAAGAUCCCCGUAAACUCAAAGAACGAGACAGCGCACUCGCACCCGCACCCGCACAAGCACCACCGGCAUCAUGGAGACAGGAGACACAACCACCACAAUUCGUCGGCUUCUCGCCAGAAUCCGCGCACGCCUCACCAUAAUCCCGAUGCCAUUCCUGCCUCUGUCGCCGCACUGCUGGCCAUCACCAAUAUUCCGCCACCCAGGAGUUCGCGGAGCCUGCGCAGGCGCGCGGCUUACGAGAAGCGCAUGACAGUCGACUCUAUCAUCGAGCAAUCUCACGAGGCGGAAAAGGAGAUUAGUAUCACUUUGAGCAAGAGCCCUUUGGAUGUGCUGUUGAGUGCGCCGGAGGAUCUGGAAGAUGACGAUAUAUCCAUAUGCGACAGCACUGCCGAUUCUAUACUCUCAGCCAACACCGUUUCGUUCGAGUCGGUCCCGUCUCUGACAGACUCGUUUACGACUGGGACUAUCUCGUCUUUGGAGAGCCCUUCGACUCCUCCUAGACGCCGCAGGACCAAGCCGACGAGAAAAUCUCUGGAGCCCGUGUCGUCGCCACCAGGUGUUCAGGAGGUGGUGCACCCGCUAUCCAGUCCCACCAUUGAUGUGGAAGAACUCGACUUCAGAGUCUUUGAACCUGCAUCAGAUGCCUCGGACAAGAAAGCCGAGUCUAGGUUCCCCUUCCGACCGCUGAAGUCGGCUUUCAAGUCGAAUCUGACUGCUUCCUUGCGGGCUCUUCGCAACGCUGCACGAUCCUUCUCCAACAUGCAACUGACGUCGAUCCCUCCCGAGGAUUUCCUCACUCGUUCCAUCCUUACUCUGGACCCUCGUAUCCCAUAUACUGACGAACGAAGACCGCCGCCUUUGGAAGAUGAGCCAAGCGCUGCGCUUCGAAGAUAUCUUAACCCGACGACGAGCGCGCGCAUUGAGUCAAGGCCUUCCGAAGCCGGCCGGCCGGCCGGACAAUCCCGCACAGCCUUCACGGCCUCGAUUCAGAUGCAGACCUACAAGGUCUCGAGGGCACGGAGUGGCUCACCUAUGUCUUUCCGGAGCCCUUACGGAAGUCGGCCGACAUCAUCAGGCUCCAGUGCGUCAACACAGAAGAGUCUCCCGCUGGCCUUUGACGCACUGCCUGGACCGAGGCAGCGAGAAGUGCGCGAAAACCCGGACUUUAUUCGCAUUGCCGUCAUGGAGAUGGCGAUGCGGAAGAAUGGCAAGCUGGAUGACCGAAAGCCCGGCCGGGCGCGUCUGGCACUCCCGCCGAGGAAGAUGACCGCGAGACCGUAUGAUAUCGGCCCUGACGGUGUCCCGGCACGAUGGGUCGCUGUCACCAUUUAG